Macrosteles quadrilineatus (aster leafhopper) is the source of this 4018-nucleotide messenger RNA. RefSeq names its product vesicle transport protein SFT2C. The transcript is spliced from 3 exons. The coding region runs from base 346 to 948 and encodes 200 amino acids. The record is from RefSeq and is a predicted model, not a curated record. Gene Ontology annotation, cellular component: membrane. Gene Ontology annotation, biological process: vesicle-mediated transport. NCBI's taxonomy places the organism in Eukaryota, Metazoa, Arthropoda, Insecta, Hemiptera, Cicadellidae.
AGAGAGGAGAGUGAUGGAAACUGUGUUUGUGGUGUUGUUAUUGUGUUAAUACUUAUUUCUACUUCAAACUUUUAAUUGGGAUUCCAUUCUAAUUUGUAUAAAGAUAUUGUGACUAUCUAGACGUUCAUAUGUUUAAAAGAGCUCAGUUGAUUUUCCAUAUUAACUUGAUCUGAAAUAGGCCUAAAUUAAUUCAAGCUUACAGAUGUAACCUAGGGCAGGCUUAUCUCACAUUAGGCUAUCAUAUAAAUAUUUAUCGAUCUUUUUCAAACUAGAUUAUAUCUAGGCCUAUGGCUUUUGAAAUUUUUGCUGCUCUAGUCUAGAAAUUGUCUAAAGAUCUGAACAAUAAUGGCAAGCAUAAAGUUGGAGCUAGAUGAAUAUUUAGCCCGCAAAGAUGAUACCAAACCUCUCCUCAAGAACAGUUUGCCAAGUGUAUCCCUCCCAAAGGUUGGAAAUUGGUUUAGACGGGAAGAGGCUGAAGAAAGUGGGUGGUUUGCAGAAACACAGAAAGAUUGCUGCCCUAAGAUGAGUAAAUUCCAAAGGAUUGUUGGAUUCUGCUUUUGUGUUUGUAUGGGGAUCUUCUGUUUUGGGCUUUCUGCGUUAUAUUUACCCGUUCUUCUCCUGAAAGCAAGAAAAUUUGCCUUACUGUACACAAUGGGGAGUUUAUUCUUCAUGUGCAGUUUCUCGUUUCUGUGGGGGCCGCUGAACCACCUGAGACACCUGUUCUCAAAGGAGAGGUUCUGGUUCACACUAAGCUACGUGACGACACUCACGGCCACUCUGUAUUGUUCGCUGAUCCUGGUCAGUACGCCACUCACACUCGUCUGCGCCGUCGCGCAGGUCAUCGCGCUCAUGUGGUUCUUGAUCAGUUAUAUCCCUGGCGGACAUUCGGGAAUGCUUUUUUUCACAAAACUCUUCACGUCAUCCGUCUCCAAAACACUCCCAGUUUGAUUAGGAUUGUAAACACAACGUGUUCCUACGUGACCAAAGCUAAGUUGUAAGAUGUGUGGAAAGACUGAUUGUGUGUGGGGUUUUUCUAGCGGGAAACAUUGGGGGGUUUUUAACGUGGAUUACCCAUUUGUAAAUUUUAAAAGUUAUGUGAUGGAAAUUCAAACAAAUUUUGCUGUCUAUAUUUUUACUGAAUUGUUAUUAGGUUUUAAACAACUUCUUGAGCAGCAUUGUACGUGUUAUUAAAUUUAUGGAAAGUAAAUAAAAAAAACCUCUUAUAACACUUAACCACUUACCAUCUUUUUUGUAUAUUUAGGCCUACCGUCUUGUGAGUAACAGUAUAAGCGUAAAUAUAUGUUUUUAAGUGUUAUAAGACGUUUCUUUUAUUUACUUUCCCUAUUAGGUUUUGUAAGGUAAUGUGUUAGGAAUCUGUUUAAUUUACUUUUCAACCAUAGCAGAAAGUGCAUUAUCGUUAAAUGGUGUUAUUUUGUUAAACGUUGAAACUUGUCAACAGUCAAACGUUUUAAACUGUUAUUUAUCAUGGAGUAAAAUAAUCACCUAAUUUUUUCGAAGAGAGUUACAUACCGGUACUAUACAUUUUGUUAUUUUGUCACGAUCGCUGGUCGUUUUAAAAAAGCUUGUUAUUCGAUGAAAAUAUUUUGCAUUACCGGUAUUCUGCAUUUAUUAUGUGUUUUUUUACAUUUUUUUUACUGAUUUAGCUGCGCACUGGUAGACAAUUCAUUUAUAGCUCUUAACUUAAUUUAUUAUGCUCAAGAUAUAUGGUUAAAUAUGUAAAACGUUUUGUAGGUUUUUGAUAAUUUGUUAUGCUUAAGUAUAAUACUUCUUGUUGAAACACAUAUUUUAUUUUACGUGUUGAUAAUUACAUGCACAUAUGUGUUUUUGUACCUCGUUAUGUGUAGGCAUUGACUUUUGAUUACCUGCGGUAAACAUCCUAUAUGGACCAGCUGUUUCCGAUUUUGUUUAUAAAAAAUAACAAAUAAUACAGUUGAAUGACCCACUGAUUUAGUGUCCUACUACUACUAUAUCAUAUUUUCUUCAUUACCUGCUGAGACUGUGAAAGCAUAGCCUCCUAAUACAAAGCAGCGGUGAGACAAAAUUGGCAACGCUGCUCUCCCGGCUUACUGGAACAGCUGUUGUUGUACUAAUUCAUAAUAGAGCAUCUGCGCAAUGGUUAUGUUAACGCAUUUGUUAUUUUGUUACAAUGGCUAUAGGCCGGCUGGUAGGGAGCAAGCUGGUCUAGUGGUUUGAGAGUGGGACUUCGGUCCAUGAGGUCCCGGGCUCAAAUCCUGCCAAAUCACCAAUACAUUUUAUCUAAAAGCCCAUGUAACACGGAGCUGGUUUUCUUGCCGCUAGUAACUAGCAGCUAGAACCAGCAGAAAACCAGCAUCGUGUGACUAAUUAAACAUUUUAAUAUUACAAGCGCUUGAAGAGUCACUAGCAGGUCACGUUACCACCCAUCUGUAGUCUCUAGCACCAUUCCAGCUCUGUCUGACAGUAUUGUGCUAGUUCUCGCAUUAAGAAAAAUAAAUUUAAAUUAAUUGAACACAUUUAAACUAAUUAAGAAUAAAUUUAAACUUUCAUGUUUAGAAACUUUUUUCACGCAUUGUCAUGAUUUUCUCGUUGUUACGAUUGCUACGUCUAAGUUGAUGAAAGAUAAAGUGCUUUUGUUAUACGCCUACACAACUUAUUAGAUUUUAAUUAGUUAAUUUACAUGCCCAUAGUAGAUACAAAAUAAUAGUGUUUUUAUAUAUUAAUAUUUUAUUUUUUCGUGGCACUUUUUACUCCUAUGAUGGCUGAUCAUUGAUAAAACAUCACUUCUAAUACUAACAUUAUUUUUGUUACCUAAGGAGCGUGUAGUUACAUCCAAUUACAUCACCAGACUUGUAAGUUGUAGCGUUAGUUCUCCAGCUUUGUCUGACAGGACUUGAGGACUUCAUAUACGCUGGAGAACUAGCAACUAAAGCUGCUGGAUAGAGAGCUGCUGGAACCAGCUCCGUGUGACAGGGGCUUAGUGAUAGUGCCACAACCUCUCAAUCUAGCCUGAAGUAAUGUGGAAAACAAUACCACGCUUGUGCCUAGCUUCUUAGGAAAAAAAUUCUUAAAUAGGCCGGCUGGUGCAAUGUUGUCACAUACCAAUACCGCGGCAAGACAAAAGUGGCAAUGACGCAGCCCAAGCACUGGUUCUUAAUAGAGUGUCUGCUCAAUGUUUAUGCUCACACGUUUGUUAUUACCAUGGCAAUAGGCAUGACGUUGCCUCACACCAACGCUGUAGCUUUGUAAUACAGGAGGCUGCGGACGGUUGUUGAUUUGAUGAAAAAGAUGCCAUAGUUUACAAUAAGUCGUCCUUUCACUUUUGCUUGUUGGAGAAACUAAACUAUUAGUAGGCCUACUAGACAAAACAUUUUUAAUCGAAAUUAGCGCUUUAUCGGUGGUUCAAUACCACAUUCAUGGUUAUUCUAAAACUGCCUUCAACUUUGGCAUAGGUUAGCCAUAAUCGAAGCUGUAUGUUAAAUUCAAAGUUAAAAGUAUUUGCUGAAGAUUUAAUAAUUUAAGUGUAGUGUUGAUUUAAAAUAAAAUCUGGGUUUCUGGCUUUAUAAGGGAAGAAAGAUGUUUGUCCUUUUUUUACUCCAGUAAUAAUUUGAUUAAAUAGCAUACUAUAGUAUUUAUAUAGUAGUAAUGUUUUAAAGAACUGGUGCUAUUAUAACCCUUUAUGAUCUCUCUGCAUGUAAAAUAAUAUUUCAUCACUAGGGCGUAGAGUGACUCUUUUCGACCCGAGCUCGAAAAACUAUUUUCCCUAGAUUGCUGGUAAAGAUUUGUAAGACAACGGGAUCGCUGUGAUAUGAUCACAUUCUUUAAUACCAAUUUUGUAAAAUAGUUCUUAAAAAAUUUUUUAGAGGUCAGUAUUGCAUGGUUAUUUAUAUUUCUGUCUUCCUAUACUUAGUAUGAUAAUAAUAAAGACAUACUUAUUAUAGAAGAAAUUGUUAAAUUAAAUCUACUUGUUUAUACAUUUGUAUAUACUUUAGUUUAUAUAAAUACAUAAUGUUAAACUUUA